Messenger RNA from Alosa alosa (allis shad), 2761 nucleotides. RefSeq names its product CTD nuclear envelope phosphatase 1a (gene ctdnep1a). The record is from RefSeq and is a predicted model, not a curated record. Gene Ontology annotation, molecular function: protein serine/threonine phosphatase activity. The coding region runs from base 606 to 1241 and encodes 211 amino acids. The transcript is spliced from 7 exons. NCBI's taxonomy places the organism in Eukaryota, Metazoa, Chordata, Actinopteri, Clupeiformes, Clupeidae.
GACUUUCACGGAAGUGACGACUAUUAUACCGAUGGCGGCCCUCAUUACGGUUCCGGCUUGGAAGCUAUUUUGACGGCGUCCACUGUGACUUUCUGUGUGUUUUUUUAAAAUGGUCUCAAAUAAUCAGAUGUUCAAGGGUACAAUACCAAGUGCACUUGUCAAUGCUUAGUACAGGUUUCAAUUGAAGCACCAACUUGGCUAGUUAUUGUCCGAAACAUUUACUCCAAACUCCACAAGACAGCCUUGCUACAGGUUAUCCGUGAACGCAAAGAAUGUCUUCUUGACAAAACCAACUCAUAGCUUUUUGCCCGUUUAGUCGGGGCUUUUAUUUUGUGUUAGGUGUAACGUUAGUUGUUGUAGAGCGAGGUCUUCAAGGUGAAAACAGGUCGACCCAAUAACUGGGUUAUAACUGUUAAUAUAAAGAGUCGACGUACAAGCAGCGGAUUCUGGAGGGAAGUGGCUAGCUUUUAGCUGGCUACUACUGUAGCUAGCUGAAGCUGGACUCUCAGCUUUAUCAAAGUCGUUUGGACCUGGACUACCAAGUUUGUGGACCAAUUUUGGAUUAUACACUUGGACGUUUGCCGCAUCGAUCUUGACGUAUCAACAUGCUGAAAACUCGUCAGUGUUUACUCGGGAUUAGGACUUUUCUUGGAGUGGCGUCCAGAAUAUGGGGUUUCAUUUUGUACAUUCUCAGGAAGCACUUAAGAACGAUAAUUCAGUAUCAAACAGUGCGCUAUGACAUAUUACCUCUCUCACCUGUGUCCAGGAAUAGACUGAAUGCUGUCAAACGUAAAAUCCUGGUGCUGGAUCUGGACGAGACGUUGAUCCACUCCCACCAUGAUGGGGUUUUGAGACCUACAGUCCGACCUGGCACACCACCAGACUUUAUCCUUAAGGUGGUAAUAGACAAACAUCCAGUAAGGUUUUUUGUCCAUAAACGACCACACGUGGACUUCUUUUUAGAAGUGGUAAGCCAAUGGUAUGAGUUGGUGGUGUUCACAGCCAGUAUGGAAAUCUACGGCUCAGCUGUGGCCGAUAAAUUGGAUAAUAAUAAGGACAUUUUGAGGCGCAGAUACUACAGACAGCACUGCACGUUGGAUCUAGGUAGCUAUAUUAAGGACCUGUCGGUGGUACAUAAUGACCUGUCCAGUAUAGUCAUACUGGAUAACUCUCCUGGAGCGUAUCGCAGCCACCCAGUUACUGUGGCUGAAACGCCUCCAUGGGGGAUCGUGUUCGAUUGAAUAUAAUCUAAUGGAGGUACACCAGCGUGAGUACAGAAAACACCUCAAAAAAGAUCAAAUAAACAUCAAUAAAUGGCACAACAAAGUUUGGACUGCGAGUUAUCUGUGUGUCAACGAGGUUAAGGGUAACAUUAAGUUCCCUAAUUUUGGUAAUUCCAGUUAAACUGCCAGAACUGUCCCAUUGUAGAACUGUUUUCAAUGACCAGACUGUGUAGCUCAGUUUAGCAAGCUAAGCCUUAUGCCAUAACACCACAUACUCAUAAGUUACAUCUUAAUUUAUUCGCACAUGAAUGUACAUUCCCUAGAAUGUCUGUGGGAAUAGUUUUAACAAUUAAUGUGUACUAGUUGGUUAUGUUACACUGACAAUAUAAAAUUAGCUAGUUAGAAAGCUAAUGAAGCUACCAUCGAAUAUGAGCUUCCAGAUAAAUUUGUCAUUGGAUUGGGAAAUCGAGAGUGAAUUAGGUAAGUAAACGCAAUUCCUUUAAACCAUUGUGUUCAGAAACAAACUGAACAUCAUCUGAAUUUAAAACAAAGAUAUAAAGUGUAUCUGCUAGCGAUUGUGCCCAUUGACUCCCAUUGUGUGCUGUUAGCAUGCCUUCCCCCAACGUGGGGCGGUAACCUUUCAGAACCUUUCUGCCGACUUUCUAUUACAGGUGGGGUCUCAAGAAAUUAGAAUAUUGUGGAAAAGUUAAUUUCCCCCCCUAAUUUAUUUCAAAAAGUCGAUCUUUCAUAUAUUUUAGACUCAUUAGAUAGAGAAAUAUUUCAAGCCAUUUUUUGUCAAGCAUAGUCCAUUCAAGAACUUGGUGGAACUUACCUGAGCGAAGGAGAGACAGAACUGGACCAUUCCUCUUUUCACUUGAAAACAAAUUUUGCAUUUCAUUUGGAUAUCAGGGUCCAAUCAAGGUCCCAAAAGUCUAAAGGAAAAGUGGAGAGGCACAAAAUCCAAGUUGCUUGAAGUCCAGUUUGAUGUUUCCACAGUCAGUGAUCCAAGAUCCAGAGUCAAUGCAGCCUUCUACCAGGAGAUUUUAGAGAACUUUGUGCUUCCACCUGUUGACAAGCUUUAUGGAGAUGAUUGCCUCCAUACUGCACCACAUUGAUGCAGUAAUUUGUGCAAAAGUAGCCCGACCAGUAUUGAGUGGAUAAAUUAACUAUUUCAGAUUAGUUAAUUUCUUUUCAAAAGGUCAACAUUUCUGUAUCAUAAUCCCUUUAUUUUAAUAUUUUGAGAUACUCAUUUUUGGUUUUCAUUAGCUGUAAGCCUUGAUCAUCAAGAUUAAAACAAAUAUUUCACUUUAAAUAUAAUGAAUCUAGAAUAUAUGAAAGAUUUACUUUUUGAAAUAAAUUAGGGGGGGUGAACUUUUCCACAAUAUUCAAAUUUUUUGAGACUCCCCUAUAUUUCACCACCAUAUUGAAUGCAUCUUGUUUCUUUUUGCAGACAAUGCAAUACCAAUCAAGUCGUGGUUCAGUGAUCCUAGCGACACUGCACUUUUAAAUUUGUUGCCGAUGUUGGAUGCACUAAGGCA